UCUGGCAGUUGUCGCGCUGGACUCGCUGAGAGUUGUACACUCAGGUUUCGGUUUCUAGUGCGUGGAUUGUGUUGUUGGCUUUUCAAAAAUACACUAGCUUAUAUAUCGAUAUUCAACAGCAUUAAAUACGUUAUACUAUUGUCGGACUCAGUCAAUGUGUGUGCAUCAUUCGAGGAUGUUGCUUGUGCUCUUCUUGUUGAAUCUGAUUGUGGCCAGUCUGCAGGACAAUGUCACCGUUUCGGACGGAUCAACAGCCCUAUAUACAACCAAGGCGGGCUGUGAGACAUUGCUGAAGGGUAACAAUGAAUGCGAGUGUAAGGAUCAGCGCAUCAAGUGCGGUAUGGUAACACUAAGCAGCUCAAAUCAGCUUUAUAGCAUCAGCUGCAGCAUUUUUGAUGUUCGUGGUUUUGGCUAUUUACCGCCAUUGAAAGCCGGCCGUAUUGGCCAACUCAGUAUCGACAAUUGCGCAAUACCCAACGAGCAGACAAUUCGCCAGAUGCUUUUGAAAUUGGGCAUCAGCAACUAUACCGAACUCGAGGUGUCCAACUACUUUGAGACGCGUGACGAGCGGGAUGAGUUGUUGCAACAACGAUUUACCAACUAUCCAGGCCUUAAAAAACUUUCGCUAAUCGGCUUUAAAGCUCUGCUACCAGCUAAUUUUCUGGAGAACGUCACAGAUAUCACAGACCUAACGCUAAAGGGCCGCAGCGAUUUGCCAGCCACAUUGUUGCAUCCCCUCGUCCAUCUGAAGCGACUGUCGAUUGUUGUGAGAAACAUGGCGAAUGUGGCAAGUGAAAUCUUUGCCAAACAAACCGAGUUGUUGCAACUCUCACUUGACUGCUCGCUGAAGAACAGCAGCGUGGAGAUGUCGCUUCUGAGCUCCCAAGAGUUGUGGCACAUGACAAAGCUACGUGGCUUCGAGCUGCACAACUGUGGCGACAAUGUGCCCGCCGAACUGUUCUGGAAGUCGGAGAAUCUUUCCUACAUUGGCAUACGAAGCAACAUUAGCUAUCUGGGCAGAGAUUUUCUUAAAGCACAAAAGCAGCUGCUGGUUUUGCACCUGGAACGCAACAAUAUUGCGAGACUACCAGACGAACUCUUUCAUCACUCCCCUCUACUACUCGAGAUUCAUCUGGCCCACAACAAUUUGGAUCGCAUUCAGGGUGGCCUUUUCGACAAGCUCAAUAAUCUACAGAUUCUCAACCUGGAGCAUAAUCCAAUUACAACUGUGGCAUUCAAUGCAUUUGCCGCAGUUUCCACUGCUCGCAUUUACAUCGGGGAUCUAUUCAAGGCUCAGAAUAAUGCGGAUUGGGCGCGUGCCACAAAUGCGACCCUGUGUGAGGAGGAAUAUGUCAAUGGUGUAUGUCGCUACUGCAAACGUGAUGAGUACCUGGAUCACUUUUCGGACAAGGAAAUAUGUAACAAGCGUAAUGAUCCUGGCAAACUUAUCGAGGUGCUAACCCGUAAAGUUUUUGAGAAUCGCCUAAAGCUCUCGCCCAGCUAUCAAACUAAAUUAAAGGACAACAUUUUUGCAGAGACUAGCAUCCUAAAAGAAGAAGAUGACCAACAACACAAUAAUUAAAUAAAAUAUGAAGUUGUUAAGAAAUAAAUAUAUAAUUUAUAAGA
Molecule: messenger RNA, 1626 nt
Organism: Drosophila innubila
Lineage: Eukaryota; Metazoa; Arthropoda; Insecta; Diptera; Drosophilidae
Product: leucine-rich repeat-containing protein 15
Exons: 4
Coding region: 155-1582 (475 amino acids)
Molecular function (GO): protein binding
Source: RefSeq, a predicted model, not a curated record